Molecule: messenger RNA, 1624 nt
Organism: Elephantulus edwardii (Cape elephant shrew)
Lineage: Eukaryota; Metazoa; Chordata; Mammalia; Macroscelidea; Macroscelididae
Gene: GDA
Product: guanine deaminase
Exons: 14
Coding region: 88-1452 (454 amino acids)
Biological process (GO): guanine catabolic process
Cellular component (GO): cytosol
Molecular function (GO): zinc ion binding; guanine deaminase activity
Source: RefSeq, a predicted model, not a curated record
UCCCAUCCACAGCCGCGUCUUGCUGCGCCUCCGCCAGGUGCGCCCUCCUCGCCGGCCGACCCAGCGCGCGCUACACUCCCAGCCCACAUGUGCGCUUCCAGGAUGCCGCCCUUGGCGCACAUCUUCCGGGGGACAUUUGUCCACUCCACCUGGACCAAUCCCAUGGAGGUGCUGCGAGAUCACCUCCUCGGAGUGAGCGACAGUGGCAAAAUAGUGUUUUUAGAAGAUGCCUCCCACCAAGAAAAACUGGCCAAAGAAUGGUGCUUCAAACCGUGUGAAGUAAGAGAGCUGAGCCAUCAUGAAUUCUUCAUACCGGGGCUGGUUGAUACACAUAUCCACGCUCCUCAGUAUUCGUUUGCUGGAAGUAAUGUCGACCUGCCCCUUUUGGAGUGGCUAACCAACUAUACGUUUCCUACAGAACAGAAAUUUAAGAGCAUGGACUUUGCUGAAGAAGUAUACACUAGAGUUGUGAGGAGGACGUUAAAGAAUGGAACAACCACGGCCUGCUACUUUGGAACAAUUCACACUGACUCAUCCCUGCUCCUCGCGGAAAUUACAGAUAAAUUUGGGCAACGAGCUUUUGUGGGCAAAGUGUGCAUGGAUUUGAACAAUUCUGUACCAGAAUACAAGGAAACCACCGAGGAAUCAGUCAAGGAAACUGAAAGAUUUGUGUCAGAAAUGCUUCAAAGGAACUACUUGAGGGUGAAGCCCAUCGUGACACCACGUUUUUCCCUUUCCUGCUCUGAGGCUUUGAUGGGGGAACUGGGCAACAUCGCCAAGACCAACAAUUUACACAUUCAGAGUCAUAUAAGUGAAAAUCCUGAUGAAAUUGAAGCUGUGAAAAGUUUAUACCCUGCUUAUAAGAACUAUACCGAGGUGUAUGAUAAAAACAAUCUUCUGACAAAUAAGACAGUGAUGGCGCACGGCUGCUAUCUUUCUGGAGAAGAACUUGACGUGUUCAGUGAACGAGGAGCCUCCAUCGCACAUUGUCCUAAUUCUAACUUAUCGCUGUGCAGUGGCUUUUUAAAUGUGGUGGAGGUGCAGAAACACAACGUGAAGAUAGGACUGGGCACAGAUGUUGCCGGUGGUUAUUCAUCUUCCAUGCUUGAUGCAAUCAGAAGAGCCGUGAUGAUGUCCAAUAUCCUUUUCAUUAGCAAGGUAAAUGAGAAAAGCCUCACCCUGAAAGAAGUGUUCAGACUCGCCACUCUCGGAGGAAGCCAAGCCCUGGGGCUGGAUAGUGAGAUUGGAAACUUUGAAGUGGGUAAGGAAUUUGAUGCGCUCCUGAUCAACCCCAAAGCAUCGGACUCUCCCAUUGACCUGUUUUAUGGUGAUUUUACUGGUGAUAUUUCAGAGGCUGUUAUGCAGAAGUUCAUCUAUCUAGGAGAUGACCGUAAUAUCGAGGAGGUUUAUGUGGGCGGAAAACAAGUGGUUCCAUUCUCCAGCUCCGUGUAAGACCCUCAGGCUUUUGCAAGCAUUUCUCCUGGAAUGAUAACAGUUUUGCGUCUCCCAUCUGCCCAGGCUGAGUUAGAAAGUGAAAAAAUAGUACCUUGUUCUUGGGAUGACUGUAUUUCUGUGUCUAGUUACAGUAUGCGCUUGACAAAUCCUUCGAAGGAAGUUGCACUAA